AUGGCGGUCGGCCCGCAGAGCCCAGGCGGCUCGGCUUGGGCCCCCGCGGACCCCGACUGGCCGGCCGAGCUCCCCGCGCGGCUGCGGGCGGGCGCGAUGAGGCGCCGCUUCUGGGGCGUGUUGGACUGCCUGUGCGCCGGCGCGCUCGGGGCCCUGGCCGCCGCCGCCGCCAAGCUGGCCUUCGGCAGCGAGGUGAACAUUGGCUUAUGUGUCUUGGGCAUUAUUGCCAUGGCAAGCACCAAUUCUCUGAUGUGGACCUUCUUUAGCCGAGGCCUCAGUUUCUCUAUGUCUUCAGCCGUUGCAUCAGUCACAGUGACUUUUUCAAACAUCCUCAGCUCGGCAUUCCUGGGCUACGUGCUGUAUGGAGAGUGCCAGGAGGUCUUAUGGUGGGGAGGGGUGUUCCUCAUCCUCUGUGGGCUCACCCUGAUCCACAGGACAUUCCCACCCACCUGGAAGACAGUUCCACACAAAGAGCAAUGACCCCAGUUGUCUUAGGCAAGCCAGCUGAAAAGUGAUCCUAACACCCAGCCUCAGAUUGGCCUGUGGGACUGCUUCCAGAGCAGCCUGGGAGAAGAGCCUUCCAACCAUUGACCACAGGGAGAUGCCAGACUGGCCACAGGCACAGACCUCGCCGCCCUAAGGCCCAGAGCAUUGGCCUCUGUGAGGGGAGGCAGCGACCACCUUACGAGGCCUGAGCUGCUUCAUGUCUGUCUUGUGCUUUGAUACCCAUGCAGCAGAUGCUGAGACCUGGGGGUUGCUUAGCUCCACAUCUGGUGCUAAGAGCACACUGUAACAACAAUCCUACAACCUAAGCAGCUGAUGCGGCUUCCUGAAAAAGCUAUUUGACAUGUCAGGCUGGGUUGCGCCUAUGUAUCACAACAACGAAACUUGGGCUAAUAAAUACUUUUUAAAUCAAA
This is a messenger RNA of Jaculus jaculus (lesser Egyptian jerboa), 917 nucleotides long. RefSeq names its product transmembrane protein 42 (gene Tmem42). Lineage: Eukaryota; Metazoa; Chordata; Mammalia; Rodentia; Dipodidae. The record is from RefSeq and is a predicted model, not a curated record. Bases 1 to 480 code for a protein of 159 amino acids. The transcript has 3 exons.